Messenger RNA from Podarcis muralis (Common wall lizard), 814 nucleotides. RefSeq names its product small muscle protein X-linked (gene SMPX). Lineage: Eukaryota; Metazoa; Chordata; Lepidosauria; Squamata; Lacertidae. Gene Ontology annotation, cellular component: muscle tendon junction; costamere; M band. The record is from RefSeq and is a predicted model, not a curated record.
UUUGCACUUGGCUUCUAAACUCAGCACUGCUCCAGCCCUAGAAGUGCUCUUGGUAGUUAGUACACAGGCACAAAGAGCUUCAUCAAUUCCAGCCACCUCUAAAGGAUUCCAGGGAAGAUCUCAGCUGAUCGAAGAAGGUGCAUCACUCAGCAUCGAAAGGAGGUGUUUGCAUCGACUCUCCUGACAGGUUGGAGUGUUUCUUAUAUAAAUAACCAGGGAUAAAUCUCUUCCUUUAAAAUGUCAAAACAGCCAGCUUCGAAUGUUAGAAGCAUUCAGGCUAAUAUCAACAUCCCAAUGGGAGCCCUUUUACCUGGAGCAGGUCAGCCACCAAAAAGAAAAGAAUUUACUGAAGCUGAUGAGAGCCUUCCAGCUUCUUCAGAAGAGGAAAAGAAAAAGGUGCUCCCAGGAGCCAAGAAAUUACCUGGCCCAGCUGUAAACCUGUCAGAGAUCCAGAAUGUAAAGAGUGAGCUGAAAUUUGUCCCAAGAGCUGAACAGUAGUAACAGGAAUGAAAAGGUCUGCCAAGACGCAUAUGGAGAAGCUAAAUUGAUUGUAAUGAAGAAAGUUCACUGCAAUAGUUUAUAUAUUUAUAUGAUGAUUGUGAGCAUCCUAAAUACAAGAAAUGUCAUAGGAAUAUUUGCACAUUUAUGGACUUUCUUGUUACUGGUUUUGAUUACCGUAAAGCAUAUGGAUUAUAUUAGCUGUACCAAAGCAUACGUGUACAUAUACAUGAAGUGAAUUUGAUCAUACAAUUAGAGAUAAAUGUAGUAUUAUUUUGAAAGUAGAACUGAAAUAAAACAUUUUUACAGAAAACAA